UAAUCUCUUUAAAUUAAUACCCUAACCCAUUAGUUGACUAUUUUUAGUGUAUUUAUAGGAAACACCAUUUCUAACUAUUUCUGGUCAGGUUUGUUCCUAUUGGCCUGUUUAACUGUUUAAGUCUAAAGAAGAUUUUAAAAGAUAGUUGAAGAACACUUAAAAUGAGUGCUCUUUUAUUUGGGAUACAGCUUUAAACUUUAAAGCCUCAUAUAGCCAAAAGCUCAUAAUAUUAAUCGGAAUACGAUUCACUUUCGAAAAAUAAAAAAAAAGAAAUUUCAAAAAAGUUGAUGAGAGUAAAGGUUGUCUACAUAUAUGACGUGCCAAAACAUGCCAGUGGGGAUUUAGAGUGGAGGUGAAACGAUGGGCCAAAAGUCUUUACACAUUUUAGCUGAUCGUACGUUGAGUAGUAUUGUGUAAAGUAAAUGCAUGAGUGCGGAAUAAUUAAAUACUUGGACUAAUGCAGGCACAAUAUGCAAUGAUAGCGUACUUCUGACAAGUUCCUCCAGAUAAAACUAAUUUUGGUGUCGUUUUAUCAAUAGAUCACCGUGAAAGAGAGGAACGAGUAUGGGAACAUAUCUAAUUUUAAGUGUAGCUGUAAAUAUUGCGUUGGUGGCUUCAGAUAUAGCUACCAACCAAACAUCAAACUUAUGCUUAACUCCAGGCUGUAUUCAAGCAGCCUCGAAUAUUUUAAGCAAUAUGGACGCAAGUGUUGAGCCAUGCGAUGACUUUUAUCAAUUCGCAUGUGGCAAGUUUAUCAAACAGGAAAUGAAUGGAACUUCAUCCGUUAAAUUAACGGAAGAUUUGGUUGACAAACAGCUAAGAGUAGCACUGGAAGAGAACGUGACAACACAAGAACCACGACCGUUCAGGCUUCUUAAGAAGGUAUAUCAAGCAUGCAUGAAUACAACUGCGAUUGAGCGGGAUGGCUUAACGACGAUAAAAUCAAUUUUACUAGAACUAGGCGGAUGGCCGGUGUUAAAAGGACAGAUGUGGGAUCAGGAAAGAUUUGAUUGGAAGCAGUCCGUUUACAGGUUUCGUAAUUUCGGGUACGAAUAUAAUUAUUUCUUUGUCGUUAAACCAUGGAUAGAGAUAGAGUAUUAUUCACAGCGUACGCUCUGUAUAGAGCCAGCACAUGUAACUCGUCCGAGUGACCUCAAAUCGUACCUAAAUAAAAUGGUGAACGUUGCCACUGCUUUAGGCGCUGAAAGAAGAGUGGCCGAAAAGGAGCUUAAUGAAACAUUAAACUUCGAGCUCAAUUUAAGUAUGAUGGCAAGUGAACCUCGAGAAGAUACAAACCGUUUCAUAUCUAUAUCAGAAUUACAACAAACAGUUCCUAGUAUUCCUUGGUUGGAGUACUUGAAUUCAGUAUUAAACCUUCCCCACGUUACUUUUCCAGCUCCUGCCCUAAUGUUAUUGCGGGUAGCUCCUAGUUACUUUUCAGAUUUAGAGACACUGCUCUUUAAUACACCAAAAAGAAUACAGGCAAACUAUCUUAUGUGGAAAGUUGUCGAAUCAUCGAUACCUUUCCUUACAGAGGAGGUGCAACUAGAUAAGAGUCCAUUCAGGUGGAAGAAAUGCGUCAGUUUAACUUCAAAAAGCAUGCCAAUUGUCACCGGUGCAUUAUAUGUUCGGAAACAUUUCACCGAAGGAACCAAGCAAGACGUUAUGGAAAUGGUUUCCAACAUCAAAAAACAAUUUGCAAACACGAUAAAAACGGCCGACUGGAUGGAUAACGAUACAAAGCAACAUGCGUUAGAUAAAGUCGCAGCUAUGUCCUCUUUCGUUGCGUAUCCAGACGAAUUCCUCUCAGACGAAAUAUUCAAAGACAUUUAUGAAGGGUUGCAUGUGAUGUCCGACAACUUCCUAAAAAUCAUACUGAGCAUUACACUCUAUGAUUAUCAGGAUGCAGCCAAACGUUUAGUACUGCCAGUGAAGCAACCCGAUUGGUUUGAAUUCGGAAACGUCGUUAAUGUGAAUGGCCACUACGUUAGACAAUCUAACAUAAUAAAACUGCCUGCCGCAAUAUUGCAAGGCGUCUUUUUCAGUACCGAUAGGCCACGGUAUAUGAACUACGGGGGAAUAGGUUUCAUAAUCGGACACGAAAUUACUCACGGAUUCGACAAUACAGGCCGACUGUAUGACAAAUUUGGAAGUUUGAAAGAUUGGUGGGCACCUUCCGCAAAUACAAAGUUUAUAAGAAAGGCCCAGUGCUUAAUUGAUCAGUAUGGAAACGUUUCCGUACCGGAAUUCGGAUUAAAUCUAAACGGGUCUCUAACGCAACCAGAAAAUAUAGCAGAUAACGGUGGUGUGAGAAACGCAUAUUUAGCAUACAAUGAAUGGGUUCGGCGCAAUGGAAAGGAACCACUUCUUCCCAAUCUCAACUACACCGAUAGGCAAUUAUUUUGGAUUUCGGCUGCGAAUGCUUUUUGCGAAAAGGUGUUACCGAGGAAGGAGCUAAUUCAGAUCAGUCGGUAUCCUCCCACCAACUUUAGAAUAAAUGUAGCUCUAAGUAAUACGGAUUAUUUUGCUAAAGAUUUUAAUUGCCGUAUAGGAAGCGAAAUGAACCCCUUUAAAAAAUGCGCGGUUUGGAAGUUUCUUUAUAUAUAAUUAUGUUCUUUGCUUUCUUUCAGUAAAAGAGCGAAUAAGGAAAUGAUUAACUAUUAAAAUAGUUUUAUGCAAAAGUGGAUUAUUAAAAUUGUGCUAAAUUAUU
This is a messenger RNA of Photinus pyralis (common eastern firefly), 2710 nucleotides long. Its product is annotated as neprilysin-2-like. Gene Ontology annotation, biological process: protein processing. Gene Ontology annotation, cellular component: plasma membrane. The record is from RefSeq and is a predicted model, not a curated record. The transcript is spliced from 10 exons. Lineage: Eukaryota; Metazoa; Arthropoda; Insecta; Coleoptera; Lampyridae. Bases 565 to 2607 code for a protein of 680 amino acids. Gene Ontology annotation, molecular function: metalloendopeptidase activity.